Rotaria sp. Silwood2 is the source of this 633-nucleotide messenger RNA. Lineage: Eukaryota; Metazoa; Rotifera; Eurotatoria; Philodinida; Philodinidae. The record is from the annotation of a GenBank genome assembly.
AUGACAGCUGUUGAACGGGUACUCGAGUAUUGUACUCUCGAACAAGAGCCGUCCGCAGAAGUACCAGCUGAUCGACGUCCGCCGCCAAAUUGGCCAUCAAAUGGUUGCAUUGUGUUUAACGAUGUUUCGAUGCGCCAUACGUCUGAUGCACAGACAUCGCUCACUUUAAGUCAUAUCUCAUUCACGAUUGACGCUGCUGAAAAAGUUGGUAUCGUUGGAAGGACAGGUGCUGGAAAAAGUUCCCUCAUUCAAACACUCUUUCGCUUGCAUACACUGCUUGAUGGUGAAAUUAAAAUUGAUGAUAUUGACAUUGCAACCGUUGGCUUGAACGAUUUGCGAAGUCACAUUUCGAUUAUUCCACAAAAUCCUUGUCUUUUCACGGGUACUAUGCGAAGUAAUCUCGAUCAAUUCGACGAAUACACAGAUGCUGAAAUAUGGGAUGCACUCGAUCAGGUACAACUCAAAAAUCUAGUAGCUGAAAAUUUACCCAAUGGACUUGAGUCAACAAUGAGUGAGGGUGGAUCUAAUUUGAGCGUUGGUCAAAAGCAAAUGGUAUGCUUGGCACGAGCAAUACUUCGAAAGAACAAAAUACUUGUUGUCGACGAGGCUACUGCCAAUGUUGAUAUCGCGUGA